AUGUCGCCGAAGCUUGCAAUGCUGCUGGCUGCGACCUGUACGCUUCCGGUCUUCAGCCAGCGUUUUUGGUAUGUUUCUGCUUUGACGGCAAGUGCAUCGCUCACCUCAGCAGACGGCAGUUUCGACGAACAAUCUUGGCUCAAGGAUGCAGAUCCGCCAACGCCGGAGAGGGCUGCGGCAUUCUUGGAUUGCGAAGGCCUUGGUCAAGACCACGGCUUCUGGCCAGUGUUUCGACAAGCCCUCCUCACCGAGGGUGUUUUUGGGGAGACCACACUUCAGCUCGCCGUGAGGAAAUGGACGGACUAUGAGCAUUUCCAGGAAGACCUCUUCCGUCGGCGGGACAGUGGAGGCGAGAUGAUCAUGACCGUCCCCGGCCUCACAUUCGCGAACGGCUCAGCAGUCGAAACGCGAAUCGCGGACCUGAUCGACUUGCCGCUGGUGCUUCAGAAGGCGCACUUCUCCCAGCUCUUCGAUGAUCCGCCGAAAUGGGGGCCGGAGGAGUUUGCAGGAUUUUUGGCCUGCCCUGUGGGCUUUGUGCUCGUGCAGUAUGUCAUUUUCCUCGCGAAUAAGGUUCGCGCCCAACUGGAUCCAGAGACUCUGAAACAGUACUGGGAGGCGAUGUUGCAAGCCUUCGGCUCGAUCUACUCGGUGCCAAACUACGUCCUCGACCACUCCGAGUCCGCCAAUUGGGGCUUGACAUCAACGGACAUCGCUGUGAACAUCAACACCGAGCCGGGUGUGUACUAUCCGCGCUACGAGGACUAUUGCUCGCGUCACCCUGUGCCACCUCCAAGACUGACAGCUUGGCACGAGGAUUCCACGAGUUUGAUGGCGCUGGAAGCAUCAGGGCCAGAUUUCUCUGGACUCUGCGCUGGCCGCUCACGAAUUCCCAUCGCGCUGAUCGGAGAACACGGGCCAGUGAACUUGGACCACUUGAGCACUGCCCGCGCUGCAUUGAAGGAGGCUUGCGGCAGUGACUACCAGGAUUCCACGGUGGAGGUGGAGGAAGGCCACUUCUUCACCUAUCUCUGGGCGCUUGAAGGCACCAAAGAGGGCGACGCUUUGCGUGCGACGCUUCGCAUCUCUUGGGAGGAGUUCUGGGGCGAGCCGCUCACCAUAUCUCGAGGCCGCACUGACGGCCUCCCUGGUUGGACAGUCGCAGCUGCCGUUUCAGCACUUCGCGGAUUCGCGAAGCGCGAGCCGCUGCUUCGGCGAAGUCGGCUGCAAAUCUGCUGCGAGCCGCUCUGGCUUUGUGUGCUGCUGCAUGCUGCUGUGGGUUCCGGCCAUUUGCUUGUUCGUGUGAGUAUGUGCUUGCUCCAUGCCUUCGCUCACGUCUUUGGCGAAGAGGAGCUCCCAGCCUUUUGGCCGCUGGUGCGGGCGCUUGGCGCUGACCUUCUGAAGCAGGGACGACUGAGCGCGGCGGCCACCAUAUCUGCGCAAAUGCUGAACUAUCAGAGCGGCAUUCGACCGCCCUACGUGCCUGCCUUGUCUCUGCAUGUGGCCGCUUCAGCGCAAUAUGCGCCGGCGUCUUCCGACGUGCUUUUUUUUCGAUUUCGACUGCCCGGUGCCCCUGGCUUCAUCCGCAUACUACAAAUGCUGACUGCCGAGGCACGUGCGCAAGGCAUUCAAUUUGCCAGACUUGUCAUCAUGGAUGCAUCGCAGAAAUCCUUGAGCUUUACAGAAAUCAGCCGGUUCCGUGCUUUGGCGCUACUUCCGCAUGUUCCCUAUGCGCAGCGCCUGCCAGAUGUCUUCGCGCUGAACUCGCCAACACUGGUGCCAGCACUCCCGCUGCUGCACAAGUAUGUGUGGCCAUAUGCUGGCCCUUUCUGUGGACGCACAGAUUCUGAGCUGUCCCAAUCGCUGGAUCCGACGGCAGCCAACACAUCGAGCCAUCCCUUCUCACCGUUCGCCUUCCAGGGCAAGGUGUUCCAACCAGAUCGUUUUGAUGAGGACAGACGUUACUGGGCGCAGUAUACGGAGUGGGAGCUCUGGCCCCACCUAAUUCGCUUCAGGAGUGCGCGGGAGAUGCUUCAGCUGGCCACCAUGACUCAGGAAGAAGCCUUCACAGUAAGCUCGAGAAUGCGCCAGCAUCAUGAGGAGCUCCGGCGAUCCUCUUUGCGUUGGUGGCGUCUCGCUUCGCUGGCCGCCUUUCGGACCUAG
This is a messenger RNA of Symbiodinium sp. CCMP2456, 2160 nucleotides long. The record is from the annotation of a GenBank genome assembly. Lineage: Eukaryota; Dinophyceae; Suessiales; Symbiodiniaceae.